AUGCCAAACUACAUGCAAAUACGGCAAAGUGCCCUCCUAUAUGGCAUGCAUGGAAGCUCGACCACCUUGUACGGCGGCUGUUUCGCGUACCUGACGGACAUCACGGAACCCGGGAGUCCCCGCACAUUCCGUAUGGCCAUCCUGGAGAGCGCCAUUGGUGUUUCGGCUAUAGUAGGUGUCCUCGCAGGUAACCUGUGGCUGGGCGUCCUCGGCGUCCCUCUCGGAUUCCAGGAGCCAUUCUGGUUCACUGUCGGGCUGACCGCGUUCUCGCUUCUGUACGCCAUUUUUGGCAUCAAGGAGACGUGCCUGAGACGUGGCGGCCAGAAGGUCUGCUCCUUGGGCAACGUCUCAGGGAUGGUGCAGCUGGUCAGGGGCUCCUUCAAGACGGGACAGUGGAAACUUGGGGUGAUCCUGUUGGUGUUCUUCCUGAACAACGGUGUGUUCGCGACGUGGCCGGGGAUCGUCACGCUGACCGUGGUCGGCCCGCCGUACUGUUGGACACCCGAUCUGCUGGGGUACUUCUACGCUGCGAUGUGCGCCGGUUUUGUGCUUGGCGUCCUGGGGAUCAAAUUACUCGGAAAAUGCCUCUCACCGUACGGACUCAUGCAUGUUGGUUUUGUGUCCGGAACAGCAGGAUUUGUUGUACAGGGGCUAGCUGUCUACACUCCAAACCGGAAUGCUGCGUUUUACUUAGGUUUGUUGGUAUACUGA
Messenger RNA from Branchiostoma floridae (Florida lancelet), 711 nucleotides. RefSeq names its product proton-coupled folate transporter-like. The transcript has 5 exons. Gene Ontology annotation, cellular component: membrane. Bases 1 to 711 code for a protein of 236 amino acids. The record is from RefSeq and is a predicted model, not a curated record. Lineage: Eukaryota; Metazoa; Chordata; Leptocardii; Amphioxiformes; Branchiostomatidae. Gene Ontology annotation, molecular function: transmembrane transporter activity. Gene Ontology annotation, biological process: transmembrane transport.